GUCGCUCGCUCGUCAGAGUGAGAGGUGUCGUUUUGCCGAGCGCCGCGAAAGUCGUCGUUCUCGCGUAUACCUCUUGCAGCUAAGCACAUCCGCCCGGAGGAAUAAAGAGAAAAAACAUGGCAGCCUCGCGAGUGAGGCUGAGCUGUCGGCUCGCGCUGCUGGUGCUGCUGUUGGUCAGCGGCUGCGCCCGCGGCCAGGUGCGCAUCGACGAGGUGGCCGUCUCCUCGACGAACGUGCCACGCGAGGCCGUCUCGCAGCUUCUCAUCGAGAGCGCACUAAACUCGCUCAACGAGCGGAACACCUACAGAAACAGCCAGCUCAUCGAGGCUCGCAAAUUGGUAAAGUCGCCGUACGUCAUCUACCAGCUGAGGCUGAAGUUGGAGCCGGCGUGCGCCGACUCGGAGCAAAGUUGCAGCAACGAGAUCUGCAGUCUCGACGUGCGUCAACACGAGCAAGGCGUGAUCAACGUGAUCGGCGAGUCGAUCAAGUGCGACUCGACGGCGGAGGCCAAGGCGGCCGCCGAGAGGGAGACGAUCGAGGGCUUGGAGCGGCAGGUGGUGAAGGGGCCGCCGAGCUUCGACAGCGAGGUGCAGGUGCACGAGGACCAGAAUUAUCGACCGUUCGUGGCGGUUCGUGCCAACCAGUCGGAGUACUGCCCGGGCUGCCCGUACGAGUUGAACCCCUCGCUGCCCGGGCUCACGGCCUUUAGCGAGCAGGCUCUGCGCUCGAUGGACGAGGCCGCGGUCAGCGACUUCAAGCACAAGCUCGUCAGCAUCGUGCGCGUCAGCCGCGCCGUGCCCGCCAAUGCCAACCUCGUACGCUAUCAGCUGCUCAUGGAGAUCGCCGAGUCCAAUUGCCUCAAGAGCUCGCUCAUCGAGCUGUCCGAGUGCUCCGCUCAGUCGAAUCUGCCCAUCAAGCUGUGCCUGGUCACCUUCGAGGAGCGCCCCUGGAGACCCGACAGCCGGCUGAUCACCAACAACAACUGCACCGAGCAGCUCGGCACUGCCGACAACGAAGUCAGCGCGAACCUUCAGCCCGCCAAACUCGGAAAAUCCUCGGAGAUUGCUGCCAAGCCAGUCGACGAGCCCGCCAGUACGGUCAAGCCCGAAUUCUUCGACCAGAUCGCCCAGGAGGCUCAAGAGGUAGCUCGCGUGCCUUCGGCUCAAUUGCCUGGGCAAGUUUUCCAAAAGACCGACAAUGUCGAAGCUGUCGACGCGAGCGAGCUGCCGCACACCAAACCCCACUUCAGCGCUGACAAGCUUAAGGAAUUCGACGAGUUCCUGCAGGAUUUCGACGCUCCCGUCAAGUUCGAAGCCACGACUGUCAAGGAUUUCGGUGAACCCAUCGACGAGGAGCCCACGAAGAAAGAGCAGGUCGCCACCAACAGUCCCAAGGAGGAAAUCACGGAGGACAAAGAGGCGGCGCCCGACGAGCAAGCCGCAGCUGCCUUCAAAGACAAGUCCACCGCGAUUGCCGAUGCGGCCGUCGAGACUGCGAGGAUCAAGAGAGAUUUAACGCAGAAACCAGUGGAGAAUAAUAAGGCGAUGCUCAGAAAAUUGACCGUGAAAGCGAUCGAGCUGGUGGAUCAACAGGACGACGAUGACAAAAGGAAACGCGUGAUCGACGUCUUGGGCGUGGACAAAGAAAGACGUGAUUCCAACGUAGUUUAUUAUCUGACCGUGGAAGUUGCACCGACCGACUGCUCGGAAAAAGAUCAGUCGACCGAGUGUCUCGAUGAGGUAAUAAUACCUGGAUCCACCGAAAUUUGCAAAAUUAGUGUCGCCACGAGCGAGAAAAAACCAUUGCAGUCACCGAAGUUACUGCACUACGAUUGCAAGUACAAGCAAAAGUCGGAAAGCCGAUUUAAGCGCGAGAAUAUCUUGGGAGGUCAAGAGCCGCACGAUCCAGAAGAUCCGAAAAUCAAGAAAUUCAUUGAACUCGGCUUGCAACAAUACUCGGCAAACUAUCAUGGAACGCAUGAACCUAUGAUCAGUAAGGUCAGAAAUGUCACGGUUCAGGUCGUGUCUGGGUUGCUGUACAGAAUCGAGACUGACAUUGGCUCUAGUACCUGCAAAAAAGGCGAAACGUUGAAUUGUCAAUUGAAUACGGAGAAAGAAUCGAAACAAUGCAUCAUUGAGGUAUGGUCGCAACCUUGGAUGGACAAGGGCAAUCCGAAAAUCAAAGUCAAGUGCGAUCAAGAUAAACGUGAAAAACGUUCGCUGCGAGGAGUCAAUUACAGUGUGAAAAUGUUACAGCAGUCCAGACAGCUGAAGGAAGAGAAAUUGUUUCACGCUUUCAUCGAUAAAUACAAGAGGAAAUACACAUCCGAAGAAGAGAAGGAAAGGAGGUUUAACAUUUUCCGCAAUAAUUUGGAUAUGAUAGAAGAAUUGCAAAGAAAUGAGCAAGGCACGGGUCGCUACGGAGUCACCCAAUUCGCCGAUCUCACCAAGGCUGAAUUCACGGCAAAUUACUUGGGCUUAAAACCAGUAUUGAGGUCUGACAACGAUAUACCAUUGCCGAAGGCCGAAAUUCCAGACAUUGAAUUACCAGAGAAUUUCGAUUGGAGACACUACAACGUUGUAACUCCAGUAAAGAAUCAGGGUUCGUGUGGAUCCUGCUGGGCUUUCUCGGUGACCGGCAACGUUGAGGGGCAAUACGCGAUCAAACACGGCAAAUUGCUGUCGUUAUCUGAGCAAGAACUAGUAGACUGUGAUAAGCUUGAUAGUGGAUGCAACGGUGGACUGCCGGAUUCCGCUUAUAGGGCUAUCGAAGAGUUAGGAGGCCUGGAAUUGGAGUCUGAUUAUCCCUACGAAGCCGAGGAUGAAAAAUGUCAUUUCGAUAAGAACAAAGUUAAAGUUUCUAUUGUAUCCGGAUUAAACAUUACUAGUAAUGAGACGCAAAUGGCUCAGUGGCUUGUUCAGAAUGGCCCGAUGUCUAUUGGAAUCAAUGCUAAUGCUAUGCAGUUCUAUAUGGGAGGAGUUUCUCAUCCUUUCAAGUUUCUCUGCCGCUCUGAUAUUGAUAGUCUUGAUCACGGCGUUCUUAUUGUCGGUUAUGGAAUAAAAACUUAUCCCAUUUUUAAAAAGAGCAUGCCAUAUUGGUUAAUCAAAAACAGCUGGGGUCCACAUUGGGGCGAGCAAGGUUACUACCGAGUAUACCGUGGAGACGGAACCUGCGGGGUUAACCAAAUGGUUACGAGUGCAGUCAUCGCCUAAAAAGGAAGACUCAUGGAAAUUUGUCAUCUAAACCUCGAUUGUUCGAUUUAAAAAGUAAGUUUAAGAGAAAUCAAAUACAAGAAAUUCACUUGAAUUUAAUGAAAGUUUCGAGAAUUCAAAAUUUGCGUGUGUUUUUGUGCAGAUACUUAAUAUUAUACACAAAUACAAACAAAUUUAUACGCGAAACCAAGACAUAUGACAACGACAUUGUCGUUCUUUAAAUAAAUAAUUAUAGGAUAAAUUAUUCUUUUUCUACGGACUACUUAAGAUAAACUAGUAGAUAACUCUAUAUAAACAGAUGCACUGAAGUAAAAGAAAUAUUAUUUGUUACAUGACAUUGAUAGAGUUUUUGUACAAAGUUUGCUUUAUUAAAAAGUUUUUGUUAAUACUCUUUUACUGAUCAUUGUAAAUUAUUCAAUACUUUUUAUUUUUCCUUUUAUGUAUUAUAUAACAUGGCAAAUACUUGUUAUGAUAUAAAUCUGUAUAUUAUAAUCUAUGUAUUUAUACUAAUCUCAACGCGUGUGCCAAUGUUUUGUACGCAAAACGAAUAUUCAAAUUACAUAUUUUUGUUAAAUAAUUAAUUUUCAAAGCUUUGCACUGAAAAUGUUUGUAAUAUUUGAAACUUAAUUGUGAUAUUUUUUCAAAGGAAAUGAA
Molecule: messenger RNA, 3866 nt
Organism: Phymastichus coffea
Lineage: Eukaryota; Metazoa; Arthropoda; Insecta; Hymenoptera; Eulophidae
Exons: 3
Coding region: 117-3212 (1031 amino acids)
Cellular component (GO): lysosome
Molecular function (GO): cysteine-type endopeptidase activity; cysteine-type endopeptidase inhibitor activity
Source: RefSeq, a predicted model, not a curated record